This is a messenger RNA of Aaosphaeria arxii CBS 175.79, 2442 nucleotides long. Its product is annotated as dynamin-1. The transcript is spliced from 4 exons. Gene Ontology annotation, molecular function: GTP binding; GTPase activity; microtubule binding. The record is from RefSeq and is a predicted model, not a curated record. The coding region runs from base 1 to 2442 and encodes 813 amino acids. Gene Ontology annotation, biological process: mitochondrial fission; peroxisome fission. NCBI's taxonomy places the organism in Eukaryota, Fungi, Ascomycota, Dothideomycetes, Pleosporales. Gene Ontology annotation, cellular component: mitochondrion; peroxisome; cytoplasm.
AUGGCAUCCUUUGGAGAGGAGCUCCUCACCACCGUAAAUAGGUUGCAAGACUUGGUCUUCAACACUAUAGGGAAUGAUUCCCUGGAUUUACCACAGAUUGUCGUUGUUGGAUCACAGUCAUCAGGAAAGUCCUCAGUACUUGAGAACAUCGUCGGCAGAGAUUUUCUCCCCCGUGGAAGCGGCAUCGUCACCAGACGGCCUCUUAUCCUCCAGCUCAUCAAUCUUCCCAGCGACAGAGACGACAAGCCCGAAAACGAUGAAGUCCACGUACCACACACUCCUGCAAGCGUAGCUGGACAGCAAGAAUGGGGAGAGUUCCUUCACCUCGGCGGAAAGAGGAUCUACGAUUUUGCGGAGGUGAAGCGUGAAAUCGAAGCAGAGACAGCAAGGAUAGCAGGAAACAACAAGGGCAUCUCCAGGCAACCUAUCAACCUGAAGAUCUACUCGCCGCAUGUCCUAAGUCUUACUUUGGUCGACUUGCCAGGUUUGACGAAGGUACCCAUUGGAGAUCAACCGACAGAUAUCGAGAAGCAGACCCGUAACCUCAUUUCCGAAUAUAUCGCAAAGCCCAACAGUAUCAUUCUGGCCGUCUCCCCAGCCAACGUCGAUCUAGUCAACUCGGAGGCUCUCAAACUCGCUCGGCAAGUCGAUCCAAUGGGCAAGCGAACCAUCGGUGUUCUUACAAAGCUUGAUCUGAUGGAUCACGGAACGAAUGCUAUGGAUAUUCUCUCUGGACGCGUUUACCCUCUCAAACUUGGUUUCAUCGGCAUCGUGAAUCGAUCGCAGCACGAUAUUCAGGAACGAAAACCCUUGGCAGAUGCAUUAGAUGCGGAACGAGAUUUCUUUAGACAUCACCCCGCCUAUAGAAAUAUGGCAAACCGAUGUGGCACACAGUUUUUGGCAAAGAGUUUGAACCAGACGCUCAUGGCGCAUAUUCGAGACCGCUUACCCGACAUCAAAGCUCGUUUGAACACUCUUAUGGGACAGACACAACAAGAGUUGGCAAGCUAUGGGGACGUUGCAUUCACUGGAAAGGAGCAUCGAGGCUCAUUAAUUCUGCAACUCAUGACUCGAUUUGCCUCCUCCUUCAUUUCUUCCAUCGAUGGUACUUCGGCUGAAAUAUCCACAAAAGAGCUGUGCGGUGGUGCUAGGAUUUAUUACAUCUUCAACUCAGUCUUUGGUAACGCCCUUGAACAAGUUGAUCCUACUCAGAACCUAUCGGUUCUCGAUAUUCGAACGGCCAUCCGGAAUUCCACUGGACCUCGGGCUAGCUUGUUCGUGCCAGAACUUGCAUUUGACUUGCUGGUGAAACCCCAGAUCAAGCUAUUGGAAAUGCCUAGUCAGCGAUGUGUAGAGCUCGUCUAUGAAGAGCUUAUCAAGAUCUGUCAUACUUGCGGUUCUAAUGAACUCAGCCGUUAUCCACGCCUUCAAGCGAAGCUUAUCGAAGUUGUCUCUGACCUUCUUCGAGAACAACUCGGACCUUGCGCCUCGUAUGUUGCAUCUCUGAUCGAGAUCCAAAGAGCAUACGUCAACACCAAUCACCCUAACUUCUUGGGUGCAGCAGCUGCCAUGUCUUCGGUCAUUGCUGAUAAGCAGGAGCGAGAGAAGAGAAUUGCCCUCGAAGCAGAGCGAAAGAAACGAGAGAAACGACGGAUCAAGGAGUUCAGUGCCCUUAACAAUGCAGAGAACCCUGAGAUUGACGAAGAUGCUGAAGUAUCUGGGGAGAAGCCUCACCCUAUUCGAAAGCAUCAAAGCCAGGCCAGCCGAAGCAUGUCGCCAGCAGUCGGCCGCUUGAUGAAUGGCUCUCACGGUACCCUAGGAGCAUUAAACGGCGCUCGAGCUCGAUCGCCGGCGCCUCAUGGCGGAGCCGCGGGAGCCGCUGGGGGCCCACGUGAUAGCUUCCUUAACUACUUCUUCGGCAAGGAGGGAAAUUCCCCAGCCGCCUCUCCGGUUGCUACAACUUUUGACAAUCGACCUGGAAGCCGUCAUGUCAGCCAAAACAUCGAGCCAAGCAUUGCACAGAGCAUUCGCCGGAGCGAAAGCAGACCACCUGCGCAUGUCCUGGAAAUGGUACCCGACGAUGAUAUGCCCCUUAGUCCCACCAAGGAGUAUGAAGGCGGUUUCCCAUCGGAAGCGGAAGCUGCUCCUGCUUUGACUGAGCGUGAGGCUCUAGAGACGGAGCUGAUCCGGCGCCUAAUCUCCUCAUACUUCAACAUUGUUCGUGAGACCACUGCAGACCAGGUUCCCAAGGCUGUUAUGCACUUGCUCGUGAACCACUCGAAAGACGUUGUUCAGAACCGACUCGUCAGCGAACUUUACAAGGAGAGUCUCUUUGAAGAGUUAUUGUAUGAGGACGAUACCAUCAAGGCGGAGCGGGAGAAGUGCGAGAAGCUGCUCAAGACGUACAAGGAGGCAGCUAAAAUUGUAGGAGAAGUGAUAUAA